Messenger RNA from Drepanopeziza brunnea f. sp. 'multigermtubi' MB_m1, 471 nucleotides. The record is from RefSeq and is a predicted model, not a curated record. Lineage: Eukaryota; Fungi; Ascomycota; Leotiomycetes; Helotiales; Drepanopezizaceae.
AUGGAGCUAGUUGGGUCGACAUUCGCUGCUACAAGUACUUCAGCUCGACGGUGGAUUCCUACCUUAUUCAACCAAGAACAAACAACAAACAACAAACAGCAACGCCACGCAACUAUUAAACCCUCAGGACGUUCCGUUUCAAUACCCAAAGAAGAUCUCCUGAAACCAAGAUACACAAUGUCCGGCCAAAAGAGCAAGCAAGAAAUCAUCGACGAGCGCGUCUCCAACCUUCCCCUCCCCGAGGACCCUCCCGUCAAGUCAGACUGGAACUCCGCGAGCGAGAGCAUCAACGCCAAGUCCGACGGCAAGCAAGCGGAGCUGUCCAACAGCGAGGUUUCGGAUACUGGCCUCUCCGGCGGACCUGCUACCUUGGGCAGUGGCGUUAGAGAGGAGGGGUGUGCUGAUUUGAGUAAGGUUGGGAGACAGGGAAAGGAGGGUUUGGAUGGUCUGCCUAAGGAUGCGACGAAGUAG